CGAGGCCCUGUUACUCACGCGAAUCCCUGGAAGUACCUGAGGAGGCAGCGCGGGCCCGGGAACGGAGGGAACCCAGGGCUCUCUCCUUCGCUGGGGCUUUUUUUGGCGGGAGCAGCCCCUUCUCUUUCUGUCCUCCUCUUACUCUGGGGGUAAGGGAAAGGGCAGGGGCGCCACCUUUUUGCAGCCCGAGGAGGCAAGAAGCCGGUAGACGAGAGACUCCACCCAGGUGGGUGAGAGGCGGGAAGGGACAGGAAGAAGGUGCCGCCGCCCCCCGCACUGUUUUAACAACUCUUGGUUUCAAUAUUACCUGGAAGCUUUGCCUCUAAGACUUGAUAAGGGGCAUGUACUCUGCAUAUUUGCGGCGAGCAUCCUUACUGGGGCCGAGUAGUCGUGCUUAUUUUGUGGGGGAGGGGGGUCCUCUGCUAGCAUGCUUGUUGGGGAGCAACCGGGGUUUCCUUCUGAGUAAACAUGCAAGGGAUAACACUGCAUGGCUAGAAUCCUUUGAUCGCUUGCCUAGGAUGUUUAUAUCGAAUCAUAGAGUUGGAAGGGUCUAUGAGGGUCAUCUAGUCCAGCCCCCUGCAAUACAGGACUCUUUUUUGCCCAACAUGGGGCUCGAACCCCUAAGCCUGAGAUUAAGAGUCUCAUGCUCUACCGACUGAGCUAUCCAGGUCAGAAUGUCAUUUCUUGUAACUUGAAUCCAUUGCUUUGGGUCCCAGCCUCCAGAACAGGAGAAAAUGGCUUCGUGCACUGAUUUAAUUCCAAGUGGAUUCAGGUGGAAUCUUAAGUGUGCAUACUUUUUAGUAAGGAUGUUGCAAAUGGUAAGGCUUGCUUCCAAAUAAGCAAGUUAUUGUUUACUUCUUGUUAGUGAUGGAGUUGAUAUAUGCUUGCAGUUCAUAUAGCUACAUCAGGAAGAACUUUCUGACAGCAAGAUCCGUUUGACAGUGGAAUAGACGCCCACAAGAGGUGAUGGACUUUCACCUUCCUUUUAAAGCAGAGGUUGGAUACCAUUUAUCAUGUAUGAUCUAGUUGAGAUUCCUGUAUUGCAGGAGGUUGGACUUGAUGACCCUUGGAGUCCCUUCCAACUCUACAAUUCCAUGAUUCUAUGGCUCGAGCAAGCAAGCCAUGCUGUAGAAGUAAGGCAAGCACAAACAUCCUUCCUUGGGGUCACUAGCAAACAUACUCUGUAAAGACAGUCCUUUUUGACUUCAGAUUUGGCAUCAGUUAGCCUGGGUGAUCAAAAACCCAUAGAUUUACUUUUGGGAAAUUGUAUUAGAUGCCAACAGCUAAAUAUGUUUUGAAUAACUUAACAAUGUUUGGUGUGUGUUUCUGAUGUGCCUUCAGAGCUGUCUGUCCCUUUGUACACAGAAUUAUCUGUCUUUCAGCAUUUGCCUUUCUUAUUUAUUGCAGGAAAAACUUAUCAGGAAGAUAAACAGUAAUAAUUAUAAAAACCAGUGGAUUUGCUUAGAGAUGACUGAAUGGGUGACAAAUAAAUGGAAAUAGAAUAAUAAUUCGAAAGCAUCAAAAAUGUUAGACAACGGAUAAAGAUAGACAGAAACCAUAGCACUUAUGCUAGAAAAAACAGCUUUGUGUGUGAAGUCCAAAGCAUAUUUGACAUAAAUACUUGCCAUCAUAUUGGUGACAUUGCCAUUAUGAACAGCAAGAAGAAAUAACGAGGUAAAUGCAAUUCAGGAAAUUCUGGACAAAUGCAUUACUGAUGAGGCAACUGCCUUCGUAUUAUUUAUACAAACUAGUCCUCAUACCAUUUUAUUUCUUGUUUCUAAAAUGCAACAGAAAAAGUUGCAAAAUGCAUAAUGGCAUUUAAACAUACAUGUUUUGCAGACUGACUUGGCCUUAGAUUCUAAUGUACGUUACCUGAAGUUUGCAAAAGGAAAUUUCCUGUCCCCACUGUGGCACUGCCCCUCUGCAACCAACUGUGUCCCUUGAAAAGCCUCACUGAUGGGCUAGGAGACACUCUCAAGCAACAUAGGAUGGGAUGUGGCAGCCUCCAGAGGGAUGGGGUGGGUCCUAAAACAAACAUAUUAGAUGUCAAAGGCCAGGGUAAAGAGGUGCCUCUUCAGCAUGCAACAAAAGCCAUACAAUUUAGGUGCCAAGCACGAUGAUAAUGUAUGUGAAGUACUUUUCGUGUACUAAAGCAAUAUGUAAAAUACUUUGCUGCUCCCUCUGCAAAUUUUAAAGUUGGGUUGGGAUUUUCUGAUCUGGUUGACUGAGCUACCCUGCCAAAAACAAACCCUAACAGCCUACUUUUGUGAAUGUUUAUUAAAAGUGUCUAUUAGGAUUACAGCCUAAACUAGGGAGGGGAACCCUCAGGAGAGAGUUUCAUUUAGUCUUUCUCUCCCUCCACCUUCUCCCACCUUCUGUUCUCUCUCACCCUGGCACUCCUCCUCACUGCUCCUAAAAUAGAUGGGCAACCUUUUUUCUGUCAAGGGCCACAUUUCCUUGGACUGCUCAUCUGCUGGGAGUGGGUAGAGCCAGAACUACUGGUGCUUAUGAUGGACAUUAAUUCAGAAUAAAGACCACCCUGUUUCAAUUUUCACUGGCUACCUCAAAAUAAAAAUUCCUAAUCCUUUACAGGUCUACUCAGAAGUAAGCCCCACUGUGUUUGAUGGGAUUAUUCUUAAAUAAAUAUGCAGAGGAUUUUUUAUUUAUUUAGUACAACAGACCAAUAUAGCUAAUGUUCUGGAAAGCAAGUGAAAAAAUUUAUUCGUGAUUCUGGUGUGUGUGAGUGUAUUCAGAAGCAUAAUAAUUUGAUAUUAGAUAGUGAGGUGGGGAAAACUUCUUUUCUGGAAGCCAAACAACCAUGAAAACGUUUUUUUAAAAAUAAAAAAACUCAUCAAUUAUCUAUAAAAAACUAUCCUGUGUUCUAAAAUGACAUAAUAGAAGGUGGGGCACUUAAAAGUCAGGAAAAAUAAGGAGGAAAGGAAUGGAGAGGAAAGACCUCUGAUGUGAUGGAAGAAUGAGGCAGUUUAAGGAAGCAUUGGGGCUGCAUAAAAUGUGGCCUGCAGGUUGCCCACCUUGACCUAGAACAUGGGAGUAAGCCAGGAAGGACAUCUGCCAUCAGCAAAUAUAUAUUCAGUAAUGGGUCAUCUUGUGAAACAGUUCAUUAUGAUAUUCAUAGUGUAAAUGCCCUCCCUACCUUUGUUUUCCCUCACCUUUUAGAAUUGUAUUCAAAUAACAGUUCUGACAUUUCAGGAUUAGAGUUGUACAGAAUGCAGCCUGAUACAUAAAUGUGGGCAAAAAUAGUUUUUAACAUUAGGGACUGAUUGGUGUAAUAGUAGUUUCCUGGUGACAUCAUAGUAAAUCUCAGCUGUCAAAAGAUUUUUCCCCCAGAAGAGGUUAUCUACAGGGCACUUUUGCUAAAUUACACUUAAAAUGGCAUUCACAGCUUCCUGAGGAGCCAAACUAUCUAUCUAUCUAUCUAUCUAUAUAUAUAUACAUAGUCUAUAGCUUGCAUAAAUUUUAUUACUUUUUAUUUAGUAGUGCUUAAACAACUGCUAUUGCCUUUGAGUAUGGACUGCAGCAAAAGUCUAUUGAUUAAUUUAGACACUGUACAAAGAUUUUCAUCAAAGUUAUAUUUUGGAGCUGAAAUGUAGAAAGGAUAAGUUUGAUUGUUAAUAGAAAUGUGUCAGAAUGGGUGUUAUAUUAUCAAGUGGACAAAUGAUGCAUUUAAAUGUAUUUAAUGUAUUUAAAUUUAAAUGUAUUUAAAUUCUUCAGGAAGGGAAGAGGAAGGCGGAAAGUUGUUGAAAUAUAUUGUUCUAUUACUUUGGAAAUCAAUGCUUUUUUUAAAAAAAAAGUUUCAGGUGUAAGAGCAUUUAGAGCAAUAAUUUCUUGAAUGUCCAAAUUUGGCAGUUGCCAUGAUACUCUGAGGUGCAGAGGUGGUGGUGGUGGUAAUUGGAUUGAUAGUUAAACUGAUACAAUUAUAAAUUGCUUUUUUCCAGAGAUUAACACCAGAGAUAGAGAAAACAUCUUUGUACUGAAAAUGGAAAGAGUGCUUGCAAACUGACCUGCUUGCUGGACAGUGCUACAUCCGUUACACUCCUUUAGUUCUUCACAUGCUUCAUUUGUAGAAUCUUGUAGUGGAUGACAAGUGCAACACUCCAGUUACUUCCAGGUUAGUCACUAAAACGCACUUGAAGAUAAAAUUGGAAACUUCAAUUGGUUGAGAACAUUGUGGCCAGAUUUGUGCCUGGGGUCAGCAGGAUGGAUCAUAUUAGGCCAAGUCUGUUCCACUUUCAGUUUGUUUCUGGGCUCAAUUCAUGGUAUUGGCUUUGUCCUGCAAAGCCUCUAAGUGACCUGAGAACAGCAUAUCUCAGCAACCACUUCUGCCUAUAUGAACCAGCUCAAGCCAAGCGCUCAGGUUCUCAUACUCUCCUUGUCUUCCCUUGGCCUAUGGAAGUAGAGCUAGUGGAGAACAAGAGAGUGGCCUUUUCCACUGUGCCUAAACUAUGGAAUAGACUCAUUAGGGAGACCUGCUCUUUGCCAGCUUUUAAGUAGGCUUUUAUCUUAUUCCAUUUGGCUUUGUUGUGGUUAGAGCCUCUGCUGAUGUUUUUAGCUUGUUGUUGCUGGUAUAAUUUUAUGAUGCCAUUUUAACUGCUGUUCUCAUUUAUUUAUUUAUUUCUGAAUACCUUAUAUUGAGAUUUCUAUAACAACUAAAUCAAAUUUUUGUAAUGCAAUAUCAAAGAAGAAACAUAAAAAGCAAGUUAUACCAUAGAGUACGUACAAAGUGACUAAACGACCUUUGUGGUCUCUUCCAACAGUUCUAUGAUUCUGUGAUUCUAUAUCAACACUUCUGAGCUUACAGACACUUGUGUGCCCACCAGUAUUUCCUAUGGCACCUGCAAAAUGUCUCCGUAAAUAUCCCCUAAAAAUCUACGUUGCGUUAACAAUUGUUUGCUUUUGAUGCUCAGCUUGUGUUUGCACUGGCUCAGCCUCUCCUACAUUGACCUCGCCCCUUAAACAUGAACACAUUUAAUUGGAUGCCAGAAGUCAGUGCUCACCCUCUUUCUCCAUUUGAACAAAGGAGAGGUGCAAAGAACUUAUGUAUGAGCGUGGUGAUGGCCGAUGUAGGGGUCUUUUUUCCAGUUGUUGGGGGGCAGGGGGUGGGGCAUGUCCUCACAAUAUUGUGGUCAUGUCUCUUUUCUGCUCUUUUAGAUGUGGCAGCCAUUUUGUGUUAUGCCUUACCCUCAUAGCAACUAUUAUGUGACUGGCAUUUGGCAUACUUUAUCAGAAUCCCAAAUGUUCCCAGUGACCCAAAAAGGUUGGCAACUUCUCAACUUGACGUUCCAACAAAAGAUGCUACUAUUUUGUCUAUCCUAUGUCAGACCUAAGAGCAGUUUAGAAGUACUGUUGUAUAGUUGAAAUUGAAAAACCCAAUAUAUAAUAAAAUAUUGAACUGCAUAUUCACAGUGGGUGGCGGCAUGCUUCCAGUCGCACAGCACUCACUGGGACAGGAAGGUGGUGAGAUGGCAAAAUUAGGAGUGCUCCAAGGUGGUUGCAGGCCAGCAGGUGCACACACUCAUUCAAAACUGCAGCUGCCAACCUGGAAGUCCUCCAUCUUUUCUGUCACCACUUCACCCCAGCCACAUUUCAAUGAGCACAAUACUGCUGCCACCGGAUGGAGGACACCACUAUCUCCGUCCUGCCCCUGCCCAAGCCACUUCCAUAAAUUGAUACAGAUUUAACAAUGAAUCUGUGGCACUAUACUAGUUUAGCAGUUUUCAAUAACAGUAUGUAAAUCUCUUCUCUGCCACUUUACAGUUCAGUAACUCUACUAAUUGCUCUCAUUGAACCCUGUUACUCGUUUCAAGGUUCUACUGCUGUAUUACAGUCUAUGACAGAAAUAUCUUUUUGGCCAUGAGAAGCUCAGGUCAUUAGGCACUUGAAAUGUUUCUCUUCUUGCCUGCAAUCUAGUUGUACUGAAAAGGGGGAAGUGGUCUCUCUAUAAAGCUACCAUGGGUGUGGUCCUUUUGUGCAGCGGUUUUGCUACACAAAAAGAUCCUAAUUUGGGCUAUCUUUUAAUUGCUCCACUGUUAAUUUUAUUGCGUUUUACACAUAUGGAGCUGGAGAAAAUGUUGUUCUGCUUGCUAAUUCAGUUGUAAAGCAAUUACAAGUAACAGAUCGAUAUUGGGAAGUAUAAAAUCAGGAGCGUAACUUCAGAUAUUAAACCACGAAUUGAUUUUCUUGUCAAACCAUAAGUAAGUGUUGCUCUAAUACAUGUUUCAGAGAUAAGAGGGCAUUCUGCACGGCAACUGUAGUAUUUGGUAGCAGUGAAAUAAAUAAUUUUAUUUCUCGUGUGUUGAUUAACUCUUUAGGUGCACCGUCUAGUGAUUUAUGCAUUCCCACCAUUGCAUUUGGUAUCUUCUUAUAUAGGAUUAUUUUACAACUUCUCCCAAUUUAAAUAAAUUCAAUGCUUUUUCACCCAUCAGGAGGUAGAAUGGCAAGAUCUUGCUCCCAUUCAUAAUUUAUAUAUUUAUUAUUUAUUAAAUUUAUAUAUCGGCCUAUACCAGGAGGUCUCAGGGUAGUUCAAUUUAUGACCCUAUGGGUUUGAAUUUGUGGUAACUGGUGAUUGACCAGGAAAGAGCACUUGAGUUUCUGAUGAAAAUGUCAGCCUAGUAUGCGGCAGUGUUAGAAACUGAAAUAUGAAAGCUAGGAGCUAAAUGGCACCUUAAACCUAGGUUAUGGGCGCAACAACAGAUUGUCUAGGCGUGUUUUUUUUUAUAACGAAUGCAAAGCUGAAAAUGAAUGAACUGCAGCUAAAAUGUUAUGUUCAUUUUCCACAGGGUUUAGUCCUUCCCCUGCCCACCCCCCUAAUAUUCUUAAGAGGGUCUAUUCUCCAGGCUUCAGAGAGUAGAUGGAAGUGGGGAGGCAGAAUAAGGUCCUCCUUUCCUUCCACUCUGCAGUUUUAAUCUGAAAUCUUAGAUGCAGUACUGCACCGAGCUCAGAAACUGCUCACACUAAUGAAAUUCCCUGUCACAAAAUGUGCCUAGAACCAUGGAAAUUUUGAGCACUGCAAGCAAGGAAGGACACAUUAAAGGUGUGUCUGAUUUAUACAUGGUUUGCAAGAAGUGGGUAUCAUUAUACUAGAAUGCAGGGUCUUCCAACAAAACUGAUGUUGGAAGAUUCAGAGCACGCAGUUUAUACAGUGCAUAGUUAAACUUUGGAAUGUGUUCUUACAAGACAGAGUGAACUUGAAUGACUUUAAAGAGAAUUAGACAAAUUCAUGAAGGAUGGGGCUCUCAAUUAAUACUAACCAUGAGGACUGUGUUCUACUAUUUCUCUGUGUACCAGUUGCUGGGAAUCACAAGUGGAGAGAGUUGCUAUUGUACUCAGCUGCUGCUUGUCACCUUCCUAUAGGCAUCUGUUUGAACACUGUAAAAAUAUUAUGCUGGACUAGAUGGAUCUGAUCCAGCAGAGCUCUUCUUAUGCUUUCACAUUGUUAUGUAAUUUCAGGGUUCCCCUGAUGAGGCUGUAUAAACCCUUUACUUUUUAAAUAAAUGAACUACAGUAGUUGAAUUUCUUUCAUUUUUCUCUAAACAAGUAAAGUUUUUAGUGCUACUUUUAUUUCUGGGUUGAAUGUAGAAUUUCACUGUUUCAUAGUUGUUUUAUAGUCUUUUAUGGUUAUUAAUUGACAGCUUUGUUUGUUAUUGGUUCUUGGAAUGACUAAGCAUUUGUGGGUGAAUAUAAUCUAAAAGGAACAGUGGGGGUUUAAUGGUUUUUUAUUUUUUUUGCCCAGAAACAGUAAUGUAUCACAGUUACAUAUAUGUAAUGAAAUGUGAAAUUCAGGGUGUAUAGGUGGAACAUUUUAUACCUGUUUUCAAUGUCAUUGCACUUUUAACACCACACUAUCUAGAUGCAUCAGACUGACUUUGACUUAAGAAUGUAAGAAGUAAGUGCUGAAACCAAACAAGUUUCUCUUCCUGUGGUUAAUGUUUAGGACAUUCUGGGAUGGACCUAAACUGGAAAUUAGGCCGAGUCUCAAGACCAGGUUCUGCUACAGUUCGGGUCACAGAUUUGGGUCGGCAAGGUCUCCUGAAUCCUAGUCCAUCAAUUAAAGAUGAUGAUGAAGAACUACUUGUGAAUGAAUAUCUUUCCCCCAACAAACUAGUAAGUAGAUACCAAUUUAAUGCAUCUGGAAUGAGAACUCUGGAAUGGAAACAAUCAAAUUAGGCUUGCUGAUAUACAUUAUAAAUAAAUAAUAAUAAUAAUAAAUUUUAUUUAUAUCCCGCCCUCCCCAGCCGAAGCUGGGCUCAGGGUGGCUAACAACAAUCAAAAUAAUCCAACAUUCUAAAAACAUUCAUUAUAAAAUUAAUUAAAAUCAAAUUGAUGGCAACCAUUAAGCAAAAUUCUGUGCAGAUUGCCAGAGGAGGGGGUCAGGCUGUGCCCUGACCAAAGGCCUGGUGGAACAGCUCUGUCUUGCAGGCCCUGCGGAAAGAUGUCAGGUCCCGCAGGGCCCUAGUCUCUUGUGACAGAGCGUUCCACCAGAUUGGAGCCGCGGCCGAGAAAGCCCUGGCUCUAGUUGAGGCCAGCCUAACCUCUCUGUGGCCUGGGAUCUUCAGGAUGUUUUUAUUUGCAGACCGUAAAUUUCUCUGUGGGACAUACCAGGAGAGGCGGUCCCGUAGGUACGAGGGUCCUAGGCCGUAUAGGGCUUUAAAGGUUAAAACCAGCACCUUAAACCUGAUCCUGUACUCCACCGGGAGCCAGUGCAGCUGGUAUAGUACCGGCUGAAUAUGAUCUCGCAGCGAAGACCCCAUAAGGAGUCUCGCUGCGGCAUUCUGCACCUGCUGGAGUUUCUGGGUCAGUCUCAAGGGCAGCCCCACGUAGAGCGAGUUACAAUAAUCCAGUCUGGAGGUGACCGUCGCGUGGAUCACAGUGGCUAGGUCAGGGCGAGAGAGAUAAGGAGCCAACUGCUUAGCUUGGCGGAGAUGAAAAAAUGCCGCCUUUGUUAUAGCUGUAAUCUGCGCCUCCAUAGAGGGGAGGUAUCGAAGAUUACACCCAAACUCUUAACGGACGAUGCUGGCACUAAUUGCACCCCGCAAGAGAUGGGAGUUGCCCCCUCAAUCCCAUAUCGCCCCGUCCCAGCCAGAGGACCUCUGUCUUCGAAGGAUUUAGCUUCAACCGGCUCCCACGUAACCAUCCAGCCACAGCUUCCAGACAUCUGGUCAGUGUGUCUGGGGCCGAGUCAGGAUGGCCAUCCAUCAACAGAUAGAGUUGGGUGUCAUCGGCAUACUGAUGGCAACCCAGCCCAAAACUCCGGACAAGCUGGGCGAGGGGGCGCAUAAAGAUGUUAAAAAGCAUCGGGGAGAGAAUCGCACCCUGAGGCACUCCACACACCAAGAAGUGGCGCGAUGACAAUUCCCCCCAAGCGCCACCCUCUGUCCCCGACCAGAGAAAAACGAGCGCAGCCAUUGAAGUACUGUGCCCUGGAUCCCCACGUCGGCAAGGCGGUGGUCCAGAAGUUCGUGAUCGACCAUGUCGAAGGCUGCUGACAGAUCUAGGAGAAUCAGCAGCCCCGACCCGCCUCGAUCCAGCUGCCUGCGGAGAUCAUCUGUUAGGGCGACCAGAGCCAUCUCGGUCCCAUGACCAGCGCGGAAGCCGGAUUGGAAUGGAUCAAGAGCCGAUGUUUCAUCCAGAAACCUACCAAGCUGUUCAGCAACCGCUCUCUCAAUCACCUUACCCAGGAAUGGAAGAUUCGAAACCGGGCGGUAACAUUGCAUUACUGUGGCAUAUCUGAUGGACUUCCAGUCAAAUUGGACUACUGAAAGAUGCUUUUGGUAUUCCUGGCUACCUCUCAGGCACUUCCAUAAACAUAUAUGACCAACAUGAGUAUUACCGUAUUUUUCGUCCUAUAGGGCGCACCGGCCCAUAGAACGCACCUCGUUUUUUGGGGGGGGGAAAUGAAUAAAAAAAAAUCAUUCCCCACCCCACCCCGCGGCUGCCGCCCCAAGCCUUGCGCACACCUGCCCGAAGCACGGGGCACCCUCCGGAGGGCUCCCCGUGCUUCGGGCGACAGGCUGCCGCCGCCCCAAGCCUCGCGCGCUUGGCGGGACCUCCUGCCGGGCGCGCAAGGCUUUCGGGCGACAGGCUGCCGCCCCGAGCCUCGCACACUCGGUGGGACCUCCUGCCGGGUGCGCAACGCUUGCGGACACUCGCCCGAAGCACGUGGAGCCCUCCGGAGGGCUCCCUGUGCUUCGGGCGACAGGCUGCCGCCCCAAGCCUCGCGCGCUCGGCGGGACCUCCUGCCGGGCACGCAAGGCUUGCAGACACUCGCCCGAAGUACGGGGAGCCCUCCAGAGGGUGCCCCAUGCUUCGGGCUACAGGCUGCCGCCCCAAGCCUCACGCGCUCGGCGGGACCUCCUGCCGGGCGCACAAGGCUUGCAGUCACUCGCCGGGGCUGCAGGCUGCUGCCCGCAAGCCUUGUGAGCCCGCGGGAACUCCCGCUGGGCUUGCAAGGCUUGCGGAUAGCUUCCUGAAGCCUGGCGAGCGAGAGGGGUCGGUGCGCACCGAUGCCUCUCGCUCUCCAGGCUUCAGCGAAAGCCUGCAUUCGCCCCAUAGGACGCACACACAUUUCCCCUUCAUUUUUGGAGGGGAAAAAGUGCGUCCUAUGGGGCGAAAAAUACGGUAAUUAGAUCCUACAGAGAAGGAUUAAAAGGUCCUCUUUUACAGUAACCUUAUUUCUGUUUAAUAGCAAAAGGAUUAAAACAUCUAUAUCCUAACAUCGCAAAUAUGAUUAACAUCCCUGAAUAAGAGAGGCAGAGAGCUGCCUCAGUAUAUGGGUCAUACAUUUGGCACUCAAUUUGUUAUGUUAGUGGGCUUCCUCUAGCAUGGUAUUGUCAACCUUGAAUGUCAGUGCAGUUUGCCCAGCAUCUCACUCACACUCUUUGAGGUUUGCUUGUUGCUACCCGAUAGCUUUAAAAGCAAUAACUGCAUGGACUGCUCCUGAGACCUACCGCUGACCUGAAGCAUCCCUUCAUCCACCUUUCAUUGUCCACAGAAGAGCCAAUGUAAAACACUACUUCCUGUGUGUUGUUCAAAGGAGAUAAACUUUCCUAUUUUGUUAAUAUUUGAAUAAUGUUUUGUGUUGGUAAAAUAAUUGUGCUGUAGGAAAUGGUAUGAGUCUGGAUUCCCUUGUGACUAUGCAGUUUUUAUGUUGUAGCAUGCAUUAUUUACUCGGUUACUAAUUAAGGGCUGGGAAAGGCCUGGGGUGCACUGGAAAUGGCUCACAUCUGCUGGCAGGGGGAUAGCUAGACAACAGGCUGCAUUUUGAUGGGAUGAAGAUGAUGGAAAACAGGCAGCGACAUGCAAUGGUAGACAGGGCUUUCUGUGGGAAAGGAGCUUCAGCAAGGCUGCUUGUGGGCCAUUUCCUUUUCUUUCUAUGUGGCAGUUGAAGGAAGGGAAACUUUGAUUUUAAAAGAAAUUUGGGGAUUUCAGUGCAUAUACUUUUCUCUUCAGACGCCAUGCCUCUGUCAGCGAGAAGCAGACUAUCAAGUGAAAUUUCACUAAGAGAUGUAAUAGAAGCAAAGGCGUAGGAGGGUUGACAUCUUUAUCAAAACAGCAAUUGCUUUUAGAGUGAAAGCAUUUUAUUUGGAAAGUGUAGGGUGUAAAACCAUCAGGAUGUCCUUGCCCUGAUCAACAUACUCUGAAAGCUGUAACAGAUUAGCAAAUGUCCAAUCUGAUCUCACUGUUGCAGGGAUGGGAGAUGAAAUGUUGAAUGCUCUCCCACAUUAAAAAACACACAAAAGCAUCUCAUUUUACAUACACAGCUAGUAAAAUUAGUUUGAUCCCCUAUCUGCAGUCUGAAAUGAAAGAACCCAGCAAGACCCAUGUCUGGUGAGGCUUCAGUCCUAAACAAUUUAGCCCUUCAAAUAUUUGGGGCCUGUUUCCAUCCCUGCUGACCUUCUUAGGGGUUCUCGUGGCAGUUCCACCUUCCUCAGAAGUGUAGGGAAUGGCAUCUCAGGAGGGAGCUUUCUCUGUGGCAGUCCCUAAACUGUGGAACUCCCUCCCACAGGAGUGUGAACAGCCCCUUCAUUGUACAGCUUUUGCCCUACGCUGAAGACACAUCUCUUUACCCUGGUCUUUGACAGUUAAGACAUUUCGUUUUGUUGAAUGUAUAUUGUUCUGUUCCAUUUAGAAUGGUCUUGCUUGUUUUAUAGCGGCAACAGUUUUAUCUGUGUUUAUAGUUGUAUAAUAUAUUGUUGUGGCCUGCCAUGGGUGAAGGUUAGGGUGGAUGAGAAAUACUAUAAAUAAAUAAAAUAAAAUAACCAGUGCUUUUUUUUCUAGGGGUAUGCAGGGGUACGCAUACACCUAAACAUUUUGUGAAUCUAAGUUUGGCCUCAUUGAGGGGAAGUAUUUCAAUAUGAGUAGGAAAAUGAGAGUACCCCUGAACAUAUUUUUUUAAGAAAAAAAGCACUGAAAAUAACUAAUCUGGUUUCAGCACCAACUCAAACUCUUCAAGUUUUCAUGUGUCAAGAUUUUUGUAAUGCAGUACUUACCUUUGACAGUUGCAUUCUUUUUUGCCUAAUAGGGACUUCUUUCAUUUGACCUGAAAGUUUUGAGUGGGCAUUGUUGGAGCAGUCGCUUCCUGUUUUUUAAAAUAUAGAUAUACAAUAUUGCCAAGGAAACGCUAACUAUGUUUGCAGCACGCUUUAAUAACAAGUCUAAUGUAACUAUUAUUUGACCUCUUGUUGCUCAGGUUGAAGCAGCUGCUUCCAUACUGUUAACUUCCUUUUGCUUUUUCAAGUUUAAAAAUAGCGCUGCUGUUCAGCUAAUUGAUUAGAAACAAAUUUCCAUUAUGUCUUUUUUAGUGUUUAGAACUCUUUAAUGGAACAGUAGCAGGAAAUCAUUUUCUCACCAACACACUUACACAGUCUUAGCAUUUUUUAUAGCUGGGAGAAGACUCUGUUAGCCUUUCAGAAAGAAGACAAUAUUUUAAAAUUGAAGCUGUGCGUGCCUGACUUUUCCUUUCCUCUUUCAAAACUUUAGGUCCAUAUCCUACUUACUCUUGGGUGUGGUAGUGUAUAGACAGUUUCAAACCAGUUUGCUCAGCAUAUUUAUUACUGCAGUGAGUGUAUUUCCUUGUGCAUAUCCUUAUGCAUUUAUAUCUUUUUCUGUCCUCUCUGAAAACAGAAGAUGAGUCUAGUAUGAAUCAUGCAUUGAGCAUACAGUCAGUAUCGUACUACAACAGCUAGUGCUGGACAGUGUAUAAGUUUGUAGUAAAAAGCAAGUUUCUAGUCCUCAUGGUUGUAGAAUGAUUCUACGAUUCUAUGAAAUAAGCUUGAAAAAGUGUUGGUUAUUCUGAGUCUAUUAAGUCUUCUAGUGCUUAGGAUUUUUUUGCUCUGCAUAGCUUCCUGUCCUUUUCCAUGGAGCCAUGACAGUGCGCCUACCCUCAUUUACUUUCCAUAAUUAAAUUUGAUUUAUUAGUACGAACAAUUGAGAAUGUUGUGUUUCAAUUUAUAUAAUUGUAAAUUAUAUUUUGUUCAGUGACUAACUUUUAGUACCCGGAUUGCUGAUUUUCAUAAAUUGUGGCCAUUUAUUUUUAGGACUGGAAUGUGCACAUAUAUGCAUAUACAAACAGAUGAUAGAAGAAAUGCUUUUCUCUGAAUAAUAGAUUUGAUGGCAUCUGGGGAUAUGCACUUAACUGUACUGUUUUUCACAGAGAAAACUAAAGUUAGUGGGUUCUAUCUUAUAUUUUUAAGACAGAAUUACUUCCUUUUUUCUUGGCAGGUGAUUACUUUUCAAAGUUGAGGUAAAUGCAUUUGACAGGGAGGCCACAAAUAGAAUGAAUAAGUUCAAAAACAUUUCAGACAGUUGUUGAAGUUUUAUAGAAAGGUGAUGUGAGGGGGAGAAUUUUGUUCCCUGUUGAAACUAUUGUAUUGCAUGACAUAUGCAAUCUAAGAACAGAUGCUAUCCCAUCUAUGUGCUUUCCCUUUCCUUUUCCCACUUUGUUAAUUCUUUUUUAAUUGAACAUUUAUACAUUUAAAAACAUUUAUACUAGUAUUCAUUUUUAAUAGAGUUCUGCCCUUUCAAUUAUAGAGCAGAAUUCUUACAUUAAUAUAUAUGUUGACUGCAAGGGUUUUAGGUGCCCUUCAGAAUGGUAUUCUAACUAGGUGGUGUCCUACAUAUUUCCUGCAAAGUCUUAAACAUUGACUGCAGGUCUAAGGUGUCUUAUAAAGGAAAAAAGGAAAUAACUUUUGUCUACUUCUUGUCUCUAGUGACUAUAUAUUUUCCAAUUUUAGACUGCAAUGCUAACCGCACUUAUCUGGGAGUAAACCUCAUUGAAUUCAAUAUAACUUUCUUCUUAGUAGAUUUUAACACUGUUAAGAUUGUGCUGUUCGUCUCUCGAAAGAGGUUUCAAGUUGAGCACUACCAACUUCCCAUCAGUUCUGGGAAACUUAGACUUUACCCCAAGCAGCUCAGCUGUUUUUCUUUCUCUUUCUAAUUCUCUGUCGUAUUGCUACAUUAUUUCCCACCCUUCUGUAGAAAACCAAAGCUGUAUAGAUGUUUAGCACAGAAGCUAAACAUCAAGUUUGGGGCCUUCUGAGAACCCUUUGCGUAGGACUGAAUUACUAGCAGAAAACUAAUUUCUUUGUAGAAUAUUAUGAUAAAGGAUGCAAGUUUCAUAUUCUUUGCUUAUUGUUGUAGAAAACACUGACUGGGCUAGAUGAUCUGCGUCAAGUGAAAGCUCUAGAGAUGCAUGUAGACACAAGAGAGAACAGCCUUGGAAACUUUGGUGAGAAAACGUUUUAUUCUGGCUCAGACCCUCUUAGCCGUUUAUUAGAACCCAUUGUGCUGCAGCUGUGAAAAGGUAAAUUCCAUGCUCAGGACUAUUAGGAAAGGAACUAAAAAUAUAACUGCCACAUCAUAAUGCCAUUAUACAAAUCUAUGGUGUAACCACAUUUGGAAAGCUGUGCAAAGUUCUGGCUGCACCAUCUCAAAAAAGGUAUUGUAGAGCUGGGAAAAGUUCAGAAAAGUCAACCCACAUGAUCAAGGGGAUGGAGCAACUGCCCUAUGAGAAGAGGGUAUGACACAUGGAGCUUUUCAGUUUAGAGUUAAAUGGAGUCAUAAAAUCAUUCAUGGUGUGGAGAAAGUCGAUAGAGAAAUCUUUUCUCUCUCUCAUAAUGCUAGAACUGGUGGACAUCCCACAAAGCUGAAUGGUGUAAGAUUCAGAGGAAACGAAAGCAAGUACUUCUUCCCACACCACAUAAUUAAAUGCUGGCAUUCUUUCCCACAAGAAGGAGUGAUGGCCACCAAGUGGUUAGCUUUAAAAGACGAUUAGACCAAUUCUUGGAAGGAAAGGCUAUCAAUGACAGUCUGCUGCUGAAUGUCCAUUGCUGGGAAUCACUAGUGAGGAGCGUACGGUUGCACCUAGGUUCCGCUUCUGGGUUUCCCACAGCCAUCUGGUUGGUCACUGUUGAGAAUGUGAUGCUGGACUAGAUGAGCCAUUGGCCUGAUCCAGCAGGCUGUUCUUAUGUCAGUUGGAGCUAAAGAAAAUCUCUUUAAUAUUAAAGAGGUAGAAAAGUUCCAAGUGGAGCCGCUUUCUUUCUGGGGUUUUUCUUGAGGGAGGUGGCAUUUAUAAAGCUUUCAUUUCUAAAUACUGACAGGAUUUACAUUCAAAGCAAGCUGAAUGAGCUCUUAUUUGAAAAUACUGGUUGGUAAACUCAUCCCUUAUGCUACCAGGUUUCUUUAUGGAAGAGCCACAAAUCAAGUUACCCGUGGCACACCCUUAUUUAUUUGAUUUUUGCCUCCUGGCAGGCACACUAAGUUGAUUGUCUGUCUGAGGCUGCCUUCUUCUCUGGGUGAAGAAACAGUUUAAUGAAAUAAAAUGAACUUGAAGAUUUCUGACAAAAAGAAAAUAGUCUUCGUUAAAUAUGCAUACGUAGGGGAAAGCAUUUGGCAUGCAUCUGUUUCAUGAAGCCUAUUACUUACAGAACUGAUUUAUCCUGUAAUAAUUUGCUUUGUAAUCCUGAUUAUGACCUAGAAAUGGGCUCAUAUAAACUAUGCAUAACAAUAAACUACAUUAGCAGCAGUAAGAAAAUGCUUGUGCUACAAAAACUUUAAGACUUAUUGAAUGAUUCAGAAACUGGACAAUUAAUUUGAAUCUUAUUUUCUACCUAACCACAUUGUAAGAUCAAAAUGGAGACUCCCCACCCCACUUGCAUAUGGGUGGAACAGAAAAGAAUACAGAACACAUGUACACCCAAUAACAUUUCACGCUUAUUGCUUAUCUUUGUUUUUGCAAGUGCUGGAGGGUGUUAAUUAAUUGAAAGAUUUUUAAUAGAUCAAAUGGUUUGACCAGAUGUUGUGGCCCUAAUAAUUUGUAACAUACAGAAUAAGAAAAAUCUUGUUUGAAAGUGUUAAUGGUCACAACUAUGAAUUAUUUCUAGAUAAUACAGUGGGUAGUAUUUAAUUAAGUUUUACUCAGAGUAGGCCCACUGAAAUUAAUGAAGCUUAGUCAUGUUCAUUAAGUCAGUGAGUCUGCUCUGAGUAAAACUUAGCUGAAUACCCAGUGCUUAAAAAACAAACAAACAAAAAACUAAGGUUGUGUGGAUAAAUCUGAAGAGAGGGGGAGAUGGAUAAGUCAGGAAACAUUGGCUGGAUACAAGCAGCAGUCCUUGAGAGAGUGUUGAAAAGGCUUUGCUUCCUGUAAUAUAUACACAUACAAAUUACAACAUUCUGCAGAACCUGUUUGACCAGCGGUGAAAAUGGGAAGAGUGUGCACACCACAAGCAACAAUCCUUCUUUCAAAUCUUCUUUAAAUCUGAGAGGUGAGGGAAAUAGUUCCCAGCAGAAACAGAUGUAGGACACAGGGAGAGGUUCUCAAAGGUAACUUUUAAUAUGUCAAGUUACUAGUGAUGUAAAAUAUAAUCUGACAGUAUGUGGUCACUUCCAGGCAAGCCUUCUUUUAGUAUGGAUUCUUCAUAUGGCAUUAGUCAGAGAAGAUAUGUUGCACCACAAGAAUCAAUCAGAAAUUAUGGUGAACAAAUAUAUAAGCUGUACCAUUAAAACAACUGCAGUUAUGACAUUAUAUGUCUAAGAGGAUCACACACAGACUGCUUUUACCAAACUGCAAAUUGUUCCUUUUCUUCCCUGUUCUUAUAGGUGCUUAUCUGCCUAAUCUAAAACAACUGAAACUGAAUAGCAGCAUGCUUAUGUCAGUGAGGUAAGGAGCUAUAGUACAUAAAGUAAAGUCCAGAGUACGCUUUCACUCUCUGUCCCCACCCCAUAGCAGCACCUCUCAAUAAUCCAGAGUGAGCUAGUUCUGAAUCUUCUAUAUACAGGGAAAAUCUUACUGUUGUUCUAUGCAGUAAUAGGGAACUUGUGGCCCUCCAUAUGUUAUUUGACUACAACUCCACUGGCCAAGUUAUUUUCAUAGUGUUUAAGUGUGUUUUGCACUGCUUUGGAAAUGAAAAAUGAGAGGUUUCUACUUUUAUUAUUCUUUUACUGGAUGAAGUGCAAUGCUUUUGCAAUCUUAAGAAAUUUCUGCAUCUCAAAAAAUCACAUGGAAAGAGCAAAUAUAUCUCGAUACCUUUUAGAAAGACAUAAGCACUACUGAUGAUCUGUAAAUAACAGAACCACACGUGGUUUUCCAAGUGACAGUAAGUCGUUCCACACAAUAUUGUUAUACAGUAUGUGGUGGCGAAUUGCAAAAGCACUGCUAUGACCAUAUAACACAGCAAGCAGACCUUAUGGCUGAGUUUGGCAACAAGAUAGUAGGCACAAUUAUACCAAGGGAGAAGGCCUGAAAACCUUCCUGUCAUAGAAUAAUUGUGAGAAACACCAAAUUUCCUUCUCCAGCCUGCAGGAGGCAGUGUUUGUGUGAAACCAUAUUUGGAACUCAUUACAAAACCUUUUUGAACCUGUUACACUCUUUGCCCUCUCCUUUUUAAUGUCAAGACCAAAGUGACCUUAUUUCUCCUAUCUCAAGGGUGAGAGCCCACACUUUCCCCAUUGCAAUUGCAGCAAAGUCUCUCAAUAUUUGUGUGUUUAUUUCUCAAAUAUCUAGAGGUUGGCCUACUUAUUUUUGCACGGUCAGUAGGGAGACUUUGUACACAGAAUGUGAUGAAAAGGUAUUGCUUUAGGUCCUUGUUAAUUUCCUACUUUACACUUAUUUUAUGAGGCUUUUACUCUAUUGCUUCCAUUCAUCUCUCUCCAGCCAAGUAAUAUCAGAUUUAUGAAGUAAUAAUUGAGGGAGAAACAUGGAACACUUUCUGAAGAGAGCAAGUUAAAAAACUAUCUUUUACUCUUGCAUGAUGACAUAUGUUACUUAUCUCCCUAAUGAUUCUGGCAAAAAGGACUAUAUUUCAAAGCUAAUGGGGUAUUCGUUCUAGUCUGGCUAACAGCCACCGUUUUUAAUCUAAUUGCUUCUGCUUUCUAAUUUCAGGGAUGAGUAAAAGGAUAUAUGUAAAAUCCUAGAUAAAUACUUUCUUAAAACGUAGGCUGUUCUAUUAGAUGCAGCAUCCGUAGCUGUGCUUUCGGCAUAUGCAGUAAUCCUCAACUAUUAAGUGACCUGUCAUUUUCAGAGUACUAUAUCACAAAACCAUCUAUUUGUUUUGAGUCACCUUUGCACUGCUUUAUCAGUUAAUGUACAGUGGCUGCCAUUUGCCUGGAGGGCUAAGGUAGGAAUGCCAAUAAACAUACAGUACAGAGGUGGAAUCCAACAUUGUAGUAGAUGGAUCGUUCUGACAAUGCAACCAUCUCUCCUUGCCAGACAGAAUGAUCUCUCCUCUCCCCACACACUGUUCUGAGGGUUCGCCUGACCUUCCUGAGCAAAUUUGGGGAGUGAAGGGAGUUUUGUUGUCCCACCAGGACUCUACCAGGGAACAUGGUAGAGGUGUAUAUGAUUAUGCGUUGUAUGGAGAAAGUGGAUGGAGAUAAGUUUUUCUCAUAAUACUAGAACCCAGGACCAUCCAGUAAAGCUGAAUGUUGGAAGAUUGAGGGCAGACCCCCCCAAAAGUAAUUUGUCACAAGGCACAUAAUUCAACUGUGAAUUCUGCUCUCAAAGACAUAGUGAUGGCCACCACCUUGGAUGGCUUUAUUAUCUAUCAGAUUUCAAAAUUAUUUGACCUGUCUCUUUAUGUAGAGCCCAGAGGUUGAAAACUAUGUGAGGAGCCCACCCUUGCUGCAACAUCUUGGUCCCAGAAUCAGGCUGCAGUCCUAUAUCCACAAACAUGGGAGUAAUUCCCAUUGAAUCCAGUGGAUUUUACUUUUGAGUAAUGUAAAGAAUUGUGCUGCUGGGACCUUUAGCAGGCAGAUGGUUGGUUUUCAUCAAACCUGGUAGUAAGGAUUGUUCUCCUCUUUAUGAAAAAUCCCAGAACUUCAUCAUUUUCCUUUCCAUACAAUGCAGGUGUGGGGAACAUUUGGCCUUCCAGACAUUGCUGAACUACAACUCCCAUCAGUCCCUGCAAGCAUUACCAAUGGCCAGGGAAGAUGGAAGCUGUAGUUCAACAGCAUCUGGAGGUCCAAAGGUUCUCCACACCUGAUUUAAUGUUAUGGAUACUCGAUAUUAUAUUUUCCUCCUUCUUGCCCUCAUUUUUGGUUGCAAUAUUUAGAAAUAUGGCUGUUUGCAGCAAACCAGAGAUCUAAUCUCAGUUUGCAAGCCUCCAGAUUUCUAUUCAGGAACCCAAUAUCACAAAUGAUGUUGUCUGUCUGAAAACAGAUACGUACAUAUCUAACCAAUUUGAAAUACACCUGCAACACGUUGCUCCCAGCGGUUAUGUAGGUUCUAAGUGAUUUAGUCAGAAAUGAGAGAGGAACAAUUAUCAUCAACCGUUGAGAAAACGCAAAGAAUUGAAUGUUGGGAGAUAAUAGUGUAAUUAGGCAGCUGGCAGGAGAGUUGCCCAUCCUUAUCAGUCUCCAUGGCAACAGUGGUCCAAAGAGUCAUCAGUUACAGCGAGGAGUAGAACAUAAUCUUCAGCAAGAAAGAUGAGAUCUAUAAAGAGUUAGUUUGUCACUCUUGUCUGUCACUUAUCUGCUUUCUAAGACAAUUACCCUCCAAUAUCAGACUAAGAGAAAAGUGGCUUAAGGACAGUAAAUUAAUCUGCAUUGCUCAUUAUCUCAUUGGCAAAUAUACAAUGAAUUCAGAGCUUGAAACUUGAAACUUGCAGUUUAUACAAUGUAUUUUCAUAAGUUGGUCACAGUCUACAAAUUAUUAUUUUAUUUUGUUUAUUUUCUAGGGAAAUGAUAUAUUAUUCUUUUUUUAGAAAUAUUGCCAAAAGGAUAAGUUUCAAUUUAAGGCAAAGAUACUUUUGAGACACAGGUAUAGAUUAACAUUAUAAAAUGUAUUCUUUAAUGCUAAAAGGCCCAUAUAUGCAGCAAGCUUACCAAAAAAAAAUCUUUCAUGCAUCUCAAGAACACACUACAACAGGAGUCAAGGUAAUGGUCAUUAAUAUGUGAGUCAGGAGGGAGGUCUAAACAACUUAUUAGGCAUAGGAAUAUUAAUAAUUAUUAAACAAUAUGAUCAAAAGUGCCUACUUGUACAGAGGCUGCAAACUAGAAAUACUAAGUUGUACUGAAGGAGUUCCCAUGGAACAUGUUUAGAUAUGGGCUAUCUUUUCACAUUGGAAGUACGGUACCUGCUAGCAUGUACCACCCUGUGUUUUUUAGAUUUUGCAGAAUCAGUCUUUUAUUUUAGUGCUGUACAAGUUUAUCUUCCCUUCUCUUUAUUCAUGUUUUUAAAGGGUAAUAAAUGUAAACAUAGCUCUUGUAAUUAUCUUGCAUUGUAAACUAUACUGGCAUGGACUCAAGAGAAGUGCUGGCAGAAAGGAGUUGGCAAAAAGUGACUUUUCCACCUCCUGGCACCACAGACUUGCCAGUUGUUUCUCCUUGCCUUCUAAUUUCUUUAUUCCACACCCUCCAUUUGAGCAGAAACUGGGAAUGUGCAGAAACUGCCCAGCAGAGGGUCAUGGAGGCCAUUGUUUACAUCCCUUAGUGUAGUUUGGAAGCUGUACCAAGUGAAUUUUAUUAUUAUUAUUACAAAAGGAAAUCAAAUAAGUUAGCCAUAAAAAUGGAGUGAUACCAGCUAUUUCUUCUCCAUUUAUUAUUGCAAACCUUCAAUUCCCAAUAUAAGAAAUUAUGUAUGUAUAUGUAGUCAAAGUUGAUAAACAGAAGAACACAAAAUAUAUAUUGCUAGUGGAAAAGAAGUCUACUAGAAAAAUAGGAAAAAUUGAAGCAUGGAUCUGUACAAAUUAAAUGGAGUUUUCUGCUGUGGUAGUGCUUGUGCAGAUUUAUACUUUUGCGCUCAUCAGUGUUAAAACAAAACAGAAAAUUAGUACUAGUUACAGGUAGGUAGCCGUGUUGGUCUGCUGUAGUCGAAACAAAAUAAAAUAGAUAAAAUAAAAACAUAAAAAAUUCCUUCCAGUAGCACCUUAGAGACCAACUAAGUUAGUUAUUGGUAUAGUCUCUAAGGUGCUACUGGAAAGAUUUUUUUUAUUAUUUUAUUUUAUUUAGAAAAUUAGUAGACAUUUGAGGAGCCAUAGGAGAUAAGUGCCAGAGGUGCAAGAAAUGAAAAGUUAAAAGGGGAAGUAGAGGGUGUGGGAAGGUGGUUAGUAGAACCAAGAACUGACCCAGCUAUAUAAAACCAAUGCAAUCUGCCUGCUCCCUGGAGUGGAGUGGUUUUGUUUUGGAUGUUUCACCACUUAUUGAAGUAUCUCUAGAUUGAGGUACCGUAUUUUUCGCCCUAUAGGGCGCACCGGCCCAUAGGGCGCACCUAGGUUUUUUUUGGGGGGGGGAAUAAAGAAAAAAAACUAUUUUCCCCUCCAGGCGCGGGGCUGGGGUGGGGGAAGCCGGGCUCCCAAGGCUUGCAAAUAUCUGCCCGAAGCCCGGGGUCCGCUCCGCUGCACUCCCCGGGUUUCGGGCUGCAGGCUGCUGUCCACAAGCCUUGGGAGCCCGGCGGGAACUCCCGCCGGGCUCCCAAGGCUUGCGGAUAGCUUCCUGAAGCCUGCAUUUGCACAUUUCCCCUUCAUUUUUGGAGGGGAAAAAGUGCGUCCUAUAGGGCGGAAAAUACGGUAGUUCAGAUUCACAUGGGGAAAUAAGCAUAGUUGCAGCUGAUUGAAGGUAAUGUCAUGUGGAUGACUCUUGAUUUAAUGAGAGAAGACAGGCAGAUUCCAAUCCAUGCUAAAGCCAAAUGUGGACAAGCCCUGAAUUUGCACAAGUGCUCCCAUAGAGAUCCUGAGAAAGCACCAGAACAUUCACAUCAAAUGGAGACCUCUUGCACCCCAUGCUGCUGCAGAGACCUACUCUCUGAUCUCAUCCUGCUCACUGCUCCGUUUAGGAGGGCCAAGCUGCUGGGUUCUUGGAGGGGUAGAAGACAUCAGCUUAAAGGUGCUUGAGGCAACAUGCCAAGGGAGGGAGGGUUAUACUGGAAUCCUAUGAGGAGCCCCUAUACACUCUUCUCCACUACAUGGCAAAAGCAGAAUUGCAACCACAAAGUUUAAUCUGUGUUUGAAAAAGACACAUUUCUGAGACCUUCAAGUUAGCUCAGUUGGUUAGAGUGUGGUGCUGAUAACUCCAAGGUUGCAGGUUUGAUUCCCAUAUGGGACAGCUGUAUAUUCCUGCAUUGCUGGGAUUGGACUAGAUGAUCUCAGGGUCGCUUCCAACUCUACAACUCUAUGAUUCCUAUUAGUUUCAGGGGGUUGCUGAUGUGAAGUGCUUUGAGGCUAGGCUACCACUUCUUAUUUUCUUUCAGGAUCUUUCACAUGACAUCUGGAAUUACUUUAGGUUUAAACUGGUGAAGCCAAAGGGAGCCUUCUUCUGGUAUCUAUCCAAUAAGUUUUUGGCUCAAAUGAACCUAUUCCCAAUAGUUUUGAAUAAAGUAUUUAUUGAGUAAAUUGUGGUUCUCUCAAAAUGCCACUUUGUGCCAAACCACACUGGCUUUCUCUCUUGUUUUCACGAAGUGUCCUCAACUCAAAGAAUUGGAUGUCAUGAAUGUGUACUAUGGAAGGAUGUGUGUAAAAAAGGAUUUUGCAAUGCAUAAUGAAAUGUUGAGUUCUGGAAAAUCAUUAGUGAUCAAUUUUACUUUACUAAUCCUUUUAUACAACAAUCCUAGCUACACUUACCAGGGAGAAAGCUCAAGUGAACACAGUGGAAAUGAUUUCUGAGUAAACAUGCAUAGAAUUCUGUUGUUAGUCACUUUUAUGCUUCUAUGACUUCAUCUCCAAAGACUCCUUCAUUGCUUGGAGAAAACACUCAGUUUAAAGCUUUUGGGUUCAGUUUCAAAUACUACAGUGCAAAAUUAUCCAAGCCAACCUCUCAGGUAUGAAUUAAUUCAAGUUACGUUUGGAUUGUUGAACACCCAACUCAGUGGGCAGUUACUUUGGGAUCGCAGACACUUUCCUUUUAAUCAAUUAAUGUAUAUGUGACCUUAUUAUAGCAUUUAUCUCUGGCACUUAGUUUGAAAAUUAAUAGGGCAGAAUAUUGUUUCGACACAUGGGGAAUCAGAGCAGAACUGAAAAAGGAUAUACCAGGGGAAGCCAAAUCAGUGCAUCCAGAUGUUCCAUUCCAGCUACCACCAGCCCCAGUCAGCAUGGUCAGUGAUUAGGAAGGAAUGGAGCUGUUGUCAUCUGGAGAGCACCACAUUGGGUAUCCCAGGCUUAUAUGCUGUAUUUCUCUUUGGGUGCACAUAUGUGGUUUUGCAUGUGUGUGAUGGGUAUAUGUAUGAAUUCAUAUCUCUGAAAAAAUCGGGGGGGUGGUGGUGAUGGGUCUGCCUAUUCCAGCCUCAUUGCCUGGGGCCCAGUGACACCAAUACAUGUUCCAAUCCAAGCAGAGCUUCUUUCCAGCUGAGUUACUCUAAUACAGGGGUUGUCAACCUGAUCCCUACCGCCCACUAGUGGGCGUUUCAGGAUUCUAGGUGGGCGGUAGAGGGUUCUACGGCACAAGUUGAAUCCUCCUUCCAUUGAGCACUGGUGGGCGGUAAGGAAAGAUGCACUGGUGGGCGGUAGGUAUAAAAAGGUUGACUACUCCUGCUCUAAUAUCUUCUCUCUCCAGCUGCCAAAGAAGAAACAAUGUAAGUGUAUGCUGUCACCAGCUUCUGAACCUGAGCAGGAUAAACCGCAACAUCAGAAAUCCCUGCGACAGAAGCUGAAAUGUGCUUUCUGUAAAUCUCCUGUUAUUUAUUUAUCCAACUAGAUUUAUAUACCACUUAAUUAACAAAAAAUCUGUCUUUGAAAACAGCUAUACAUAAAAUUGAUAAAAAUAUAGAUAAAUUUAGCAAUUUAAAAAUAUACGUAAUAAAAUUACAUGUUACAUUACUCAUAUGAGCUCCUGAAUAUAAGAGUGCUACUGUGAAACAUAAUGGAUGAAUUUGACCCUCAAUCCAAAUCUCUAUUGCUUUGCCAAAGAUGAAAAAUACUAAAAUGAACUGAAUACAUAACCCUUGGAACUUACAGUGUCAACUUUCCUUAAGGGACCUUGGAACAGCGUUGUCUAAUCUUCAAGUCCUCUGGAUGGCUCGCUGUGGGCUUCCAGAUUUAGAUGGUAUCUCUUCCUGCUGCUCUUUGAAGGUAGGACAGAUUUGAAAUAUUUCUUCAGUUGCCCUGUUUACUUAAUGCUCAGCUUCUUUUUGUGAGGCAUUUAUGAGGCAGAGAACCUUAAGUUCCUGUUCAUUUUCUUUCUUUCUUAAACUGAUUCUGGAGCCUUUUAAAAAUCAAUUUUAGGUCUGAUAGAAAUCAGUGCCAUUCCUUGUACUUAAAAGGUACUUCCAUCAUAAUUUAUCAUGUAUUGUGCUUGGCAAUUCUGGGUCUUGAGGGGGUCUAAAGUUCAGUAUUGUGCCAUAUCUCAAACUGCAAGCCAUGGGUUCAUUGUCAUUACUUAAUGUGCAGUGGUUAAAACUUCAUGUUGAUAAGGUCCCUUUGGUUUCCUUUAGGAACUCUACAUAGCAUAUAACAAUAUUGCUGACUUAAGUCAACUUAGCCUGUUGGAGCACCUUGAGAUUCUCGACCUAGAAGGAAACAACGUGGAGGACCUCAGUCAGAUUCAGUAUCUGGGGCUCUGUGUUACUCUGUCUGCCCUUACAGUGGAAGGAAAUCUUAUCUGCUUGAAGCCAAGCCCACAAUCUCCAGAGGUAACUUUGCUUGCUUUUAGAUUUCGUUUAAAAACGUGCAUCUGUGUUUUAAUCUGAUUACGAGAAGAUACUGCUUAGCACAGCAUAGUUUACCAUCACCUCGUGCUCGGCCAGAGAGGGUUUUUACAAUCAAGCGGUCUAUAAAUUUUAUGAAAUAAAUAAAUAAAUAAAUGACAACUGCCUUAAGCACCCCCAAGCACUGGUUGAACACUGUGCAACCCAAAGCAUAUUUGAAGGGAGUUCUGCUGAAAUCAGUGGGAUGUGUUUAUAUGAAGAUGUUUCAGAAAAGAAAGAAAUAAUAAUGGCUGCCUGGUUUGUAUAUUAAGAAUGGCCACAGCUUUCUGAAACACCCUUGUUGGUGGCUGCAGUUCAGAACCUAUCCUCCAUGUCAGUAUUGUUCGUUUCUAGUACAGGAAUCCCUCUUGCAGGCCACUUUAGGAAUUCUCAAGAGAUUCAAAGCCAAUUUGUUGUGUAAUGGGGGUCUACUGUGUAAGUAAGAUCCUUGCGGCGUACACAGCAAUAAUGUGUUCCCCUGGUGCAUGGGCAGUCUUGUAUUGAUUGUGCUUGUGGCAGUUUAAGAUCAGCAGCCAAAAUCCUAGACACAUGCCUGCCACAACAGAGAGGGCUUUUUCAGCAGUAGGGAACAUGCUAACACCUGGAGUAUUGCACAUGUCCCAUCAACAAAGGCCUUUAGAGGAGCCCCAAAGACUUAUUUAUUCUCAGCCACAUUUGCUUAAAUAAGAUCUAUUGGCCUGCUGAGUUGAAUUGGUUUCAGCUAUAAUUAUUUAUUGGCGUUCAGUAUUGUACUGGACAGUUGGUGGUGGUGUUUUUUAAAAACAUAAAAUAAUAAUAAUAAUAGAAACCACUGCUGAAACAAAACUUUCCCCCUCCAUUUUAGCAGCGCUUUCUAUGAAAACCUCCUUGUGCUGUUGAAGCAAGGCACGCUCCCACCACUCAUAAUGGAUUGGGAGCAUGUCUUCCCCAUCAAAAAGCAACCAGGAGCUCUCUUUAUGCGCAUGGUUGUUCCUUUAUAGGCACAUGGCUACCUGUCCUACACCUUAUACCCCAUAUGAUGCCUGGUGAGGGGCAGGUGGGUGUGGUUUACAAGGAACAGCCUCGCAGUCCGAACUAGACCUGCAAGCUGGAGAUUCCCCUCCUUGCACUGUUGCAUCUAAGGCCAUGCUUCAUAUUUGCAUACCACCUUCAAAUGUAGAAAUAAUACAAAUAUAUCUUCUAGACUUCAUUCCAAACAAGGAUAGCUAAUAAUUCUGCCUGGCCCUUUCUAUGAAAAAUAAAAAUAAAAUUACAUAUACUGAUUCGGCUAAAUUUACAGCUCUCUCUACAGGCUGUCUGUUUGCUCAGUGUAAUUUGAUUUCCAGAUGAGCUCAUCUCUUCCAGACAUUAAAACCCAAAGCAACAAUCUGAUGAUGAAUGUGGUGGUCUCUAUCACAGCUGUUUCAAUAGCACUCUGUGUCCAUAUAUGUGUGUGUGUACAUGUAAUGUGAUGCACCCCUCAACCCGGAUAGCAUUACAGACUUGUAGACUGGAAAACCUAUAGCUUCCAUAUAAAGGGAAGCAAAUGCACUAUGUAAAAAGAUUAUUUUGUCUUCUGUACUAGGUAAUUACCCUAUUGUGGGAAAGAAUAUAGGCUGAAAGUUCAUCAGCCAGUCUUGACAUUAUACAGAUGGAGUAGCAGUUUGUAGUUCAUUGAAAGCGGGGAAAAUAUUCCAGGUGCAUAUAUUUACCACUUCUGCUACUUUGCUGCAGUUCUCUUGUAGCACUAUACAAAAUCUAGGGGUGAUGCACCCUCCCAGAAUCAUGCAAUCUAAAGGCUGCUCCAGAAGAUGCCGUUUUAAUGCAUGUGUCUAAAGCCAUCUGUUAGUAACCAGCAACUGUGGCCUGGGGGCUUAGUCCAGUCCCUAGGGGCUUCCCAUCUGGUCCUAGCAUAGUGCCUGAUCUCAAGGAUGCCUCAUAAUGCAGCUUGUCAUUUCUCUUACAUAAGAUGAGUCAUAAGCAAAGAACUCUGACCUCCUCCUCUCCAGCAUGUGCAGCAGAGGAGGCUUGGGGGAGUCCUCCUUUUAUGGACCCCAGCUGCUCCCUCUUUGCUUGGCCAUGGCUGAGUCACAGGAGGCAGUAGGUGAGGUGCAUAAAGGGGGGGGGGACACUAGAAAAGCCUCUCUGGCUGAUCACACUUUGCGUUGCCUUAAAUUUGCGUAGGAAUCGGUUAGUAGGAAGAAAGUAGAUGUAGCCCAGUAGUUGCUGACCAGGUUCUAGUUUCCCAUAUCUUAAACUGCAAAAGAAAAAGGUCAUAGUGGAGUGAGAGGAAGUUUCUGUAGUCUAGAUCUAGAGUGUGUGCAGUUCAGGUUUGCAGGAUCUACUUUGCUUUUUUACUAGAACCCCGAGAACCACAGCGAGCCAUUCACUUAAAAUUAAGGAACAAAGGUGCUUCUGAACAUGUGCUCAGCCCUGGAUUUUCCUCAGCACCAGAACUAACCAAAAUUAGUCCUGUCACACAGCAUCCCACUCCUAGUUUUUCUGUAAGGUUUCUUCUUUCAAGCAGACUAAUUUAAGUCCCAAUUUAAGGGACUAAUUAAGGCCCAUCUAGAUGUAAAGUGAUGGAGAAAAGGGAUUUUACACUCGUCUCCACACCACAGUUCUAGACUGAAUCAAGCUCUCUGCGCCUGCUAGCUUGGCCUAGAUAAACUAGGGAUGGUAAAAAAAAAAGAGGGGGGAGGGGAGGAAGUUAGAAACUCUUGCAAAUCUACUGUAAAUCAUCCAGGACUCUACCAAUAGAUUACAGUCUACAUUCUACCCAUCCCUGAACUAGAUGAGCUAGUGGACUUUGUUUCAUAGUGUCUUUAUGUGGUUCCUGCCCACUUCUCAGAUUUCCCUCCCCUCUCCCUUGUCAAAAUGUGUUUGAAUUGACUACACUGAGAAAUUUCUGCUUUGGGUUUUUUCCCCCCAGGUCCCAGACUACAACUACAGAGCUGAGGUGAAAAAACUCAUCCCUCAUUUAAAGUAUUUGGAUGAAAUACCAGCAGACCAAACUGAUCUUCCCUUCCCAUGCAAGAUGAACAAGGAGUGGCUACUUGUCAAGGAAUCCAUCAAAGAUGGAAGUCUAGUUGAAGAGGCAUCUUGUUCAGGCAGGUCAAAUUAUUUCCCAAGGAUCCAUUUUUGCUGGGGACAAGGUUUCAGGGGAAGAUAAUGUGUACAUACAUAGAUCUAUGCACACUCUCUUGUAUGCACCAGAGCCAGGCCUGGUUAUCAGGGAUAAGAAUGGGCAGUAGCUUUUGCAAGAGUGUAAGGGUAGAGUUAGAUGUGAUGGCAGUAGAAGUGUGUCUUCACAUAGAACACUUUAAACAGCUGUAAGACAGAGAGAGAUAGGUGUGGGUCCUCUUGUGUGGUAGGUGGGAAAGGAGCUUCAAAGCCCUCCACAUCUUGCUCCCUCCCCCCGGCUCUCAUACUAUUUUUCUUCUCAAGAUUUGCUAGGGGAAAGGUAGCUAGAGAUAGUGAAACAAGCAGCAGGCAGUGAAAGGGUUCAGAAGCCUCCCACCGGCUGCUUUGCCAUGUUUGAAAUUGUCCACCUCACCUCACCAGCAGCAGGCAGCAUUUGAAAACUUUGGUCUGUCACUGUUAACAUCAAGGUUCAGCUGAAUACUACCCUGAGGGAGAUAUAAUAAUAAUAAUAAUAAUAAUAAUAAUAAUAAUAAUAAUAAUUUUCUUUCUUUCUUUCUUUCUUUCUUUCUUUCUUUCUUUCUUUCUUUCUUUCCCGGCCACUUGGCUGGGCUUCCCCAGCCACUCUGGGCGGCUUCCAACAAAAUACUAAAAUACAGUAAUCCAUCAAACACUAAAAGCUUCCCUAAACAGGGCUGCCUUCAGAUAUCUUCUAAAAGUCUGGUAGUUGUUGUUCUCUUUGACAUCUGGUGGGAGGGUGUUCCACUUGGUCCAUUUAGUCCAGAACAGGAACAAUGAACUUAUACUGACUUCUUGAUGAAGUUUUGAUGCUUAUUGAUUAUACAGCUUGCAGUGAAAUUCAUUUCCCAGGAGUCGGACAUCCUGAAAAUUAUGGUUUAUUACUGUAUUUAUUUAAAAUACUAAUGCAUUUCCAAAAUAACUCAUUAAGGCUCCAAAGUACUUUGUCUUUUGUUCCAAUCAGAAGUUAAUGACCUAGUAUUGUGCUGUGUUCUUUGAUUAAACAGUUCCUGCUCUUUUCACGAGACCUUCUGGAAAUGAUAAGAAAUUUUAGCUUUGAAAAUACAAUAAUGGUGUACCAACACACACCACUGCUGAAAUUAUGACAUAGAUGACAACUUUGUUUGGAGCCAUCCUGAAAUAUAUAUAAAAAAAUCAGAGACCAGUUGAUGCAAAACCAGAACUGGUGGUAUAUGUUUUGCUAGACUCCCAUUCCAUAAUUUUUACCUAAAUGUGGAAACCCUAUAGCUGGAUCCAAAAACACUUCAACUGUUAUUUAAGUCAUUACCAUUUCAGAGUUGGUUCUGAAUACCUGCUCUCAUACUUGCAUUCUAAGCUUCUUUCUAUACCUUGCUGUCAGAUAUUUACAUCUCUACAGAACCAGGGUGGCUGGAAGAUGACACUCACAAUGAAGAAAGCUAGCACUCUCGAGGCUCCAACAGGAGAGCACACAAGCACCAACAUUACCUUAGAAUACGGAAAAGAAUUUCCUUUGCUCUGCUCAUUAUCACUGCUUUGCUAAACUGAACAUUUAUACCAUCUUAUUAUGUGUUGCAAUAUCUCACUGAACUCCCCCCCCAUCACCCUGUUUAGAUUCUUAUUUAGGACCUGUAGCAAGAAGGCCCGGCUCUGCUGUGAGACCUGCCAUAACUCAGCUCUUGUCAGCUUCUCGACCUCAGGUUCCACAAAGACCACUUAGCGCCCAUUUGCUCUCUGGUAGUAGCACCCUCCUGGAGGCUACCAUCUGUGAUGAGAUGUUGCCUGAAGAUGACGCCAGUGACUUGACACAUGGUAAGGGAAUACCUGGUGCCAUUCUUGCCUAACCUCCCUUUUGCAAACCUCUCUUCCAAAAGCAUGUGUGCAUGUGCACAGAUGAUUUAAAAGCAUUCUUGCUCUCCCAUAUAUUUCCUUGAAUGACAUGUAGGUGCAUUGGGCACAGACUUCUAUUUUUGUAUAGCUCUUUCAGCUAAUGGGAGCAUGGAAAUAAGCACAGUGGGUUAAAAGGCAUUGUUUGAUGGUUCAAACUUCAUUUCAUUUCAUUUAUAUUAUUGCUGCCCUUCAGUAGGAUGAUCCACUAUGUCAUAGUGAGUUUGUGCCCAGCUCUCUUGCCAUACAGAUAGACAAACUUCUGCCUUACAGUGACUAGAUGUAAAGAGACCACUUGACUAUUAUCUUGUCUUCAGCUGAGCAAGAGGGGAUUUGUCCAUUAUUACUAUCUCCACCUCAGCUCACCUUUGCAUGCUAUUCAGUGGUGUCGAAGCAGUAGCUGUGCACCAAUAGUUAAACCAAAAUGGGGAAGUCUACUACAGUGGUGCCUCGCAAGACGAAAUUAAUUCGUUCCGCAAGUUUUUUCUUCUUGCGAGUUUUUCGUCUUGCGAUGCACGGUUUCCCAUAGGAAUGCAUUGAAAAUCAAUUAAUGCGUUCCUAGGGAAACCGACUUCAGACCAGGUCCGGGGACAGUCUGUCCCCGACCUCUUCUGAAGGCUGGGGGGGACACGGGCUUUUCGUCCCACCCACCCCAGCAUUUUACCACACCCCGGGACCGCGGAGGGCUUCUCCGCUGUCCGGGGCGAUCUUAAAAUGCUGGCGGGCGGCAUUUAAAAUUGCCCCGGGACAGCGUUGGACUUCUCCGCUGUCCGGGGCAAUUCAAAGCCCCUGGGAAGGCAGGCAGGGGGACAAAGACUUUGCCCCCGCCAGCCUUCAGAAGAGGUCCUGGACCUCUUCUGAAGGUUGGCGGGGCGAAAGUCUUGUCCCCCCACCUGCCUUCAAAAGCUGUCCAGCCAAGGCUCGCGGACCUCUCCGCAAGCAGCGGCAGCACUGCCGCUGCUUGCGGAGAGUUGCCGGCAUGCCGAAGCCUGCGCGCGCUGAGAUCAGCGCGCCCAGGCUUCGCGGACCUCUCCGCGAGCAGCGGCAGCGCUGCCGCUGCUUGCGGAGAGUUGCCGGCAUGCCGAGGCCUGCGCGCGCUGAGAUCAGCGCGCCCAGGCUCCGCGGACCUCUCCGCGAGCAGCGGCAGCGCUGCCGCUGCUUGCGGAGAGUUGCCGGCAUGCCGAAGCCUGCGCGCGCUGAGAUCAGCGCGCCCAGGCUUCGCGGACCUCUCCGCGAGCAGCGGCAGCGCUGCCGCUGCUUGCGGAGAGUUGCCGGCAUGCCGAGCCUGCGCGCGCUGAGAUCAGCGCGCCCAGGCUCGCGGACCUCUCCGCGAGCAGCGGCAGCGCUGCCGCUGCUUGCGGAGAGUUGCCGGCAUGCCGAGCCUGCGCGCGCUGAGAUCAGCGCGCCCAGGCUUCGCGGACCUCUCCGCGAGCAGCGGCAGCGCUGCCGCUGCUUUCGGAGAGUUGCCGGCAUGCCGAAGCCUGCGCGCGCUGAGAUCAGCGCCCCCAGGCUUCGCGGACCACACCGCGAGCAGCGGCAGCGCUGCCGCUGCUGCGGAGAGUUGCCGGCAUGCCGAAGCCUGCGCGCGCUGAGAUCAGCGCGCCCAGGCUUCGCGGACCUCUCCGCGAGCAGCGGCAGCGCUGCCGCUGCUUGCGGAGAGUUGCCGGCAUGCCGAAGCCUGCGCGCGCUGAGAUCAGCGCGCCCAGGCGUCGCGGACCUCUCCUGCCUUCAAAAGCCGUCCGGGAUAGCGGGACGCGCUUCCCUGCUAUCCCGGACUGCUUUUAAAAUGCUGGCGGUGGGGAGCAAAGCCUUUCGGCCCCGCCAGCCUUCCUGGACCUCUUCUGAAGGCCGGAGGGGAGGCUUUGCUCCCCACCGCUAGCAUUUAAAAGAGGUCCCCGGAGAUUUCCUAUGGGCUUUCGUCUUGCGAAGCAAGCCCAUAGGGAAAUUCGUUUUGCGAAGCGCCUCCAAAACGGAAAACCCUUUCGUCUAGCGGGUUUUCCGUCUUGCGAGGCGUUCGUCUUGCGGGGCACCACUGUACUUCUUCUCCCUAAAUAUGAAAAGCAGUGAAUGAGCCAUCUGUAUUGUUGAAUAUGUUAAAGGGAAUGGGCAGAUAGCAUGCAUAACAGCCAGCCAUUGUUCUUUCUCUUGCAGUCCUCUUUUGCCUGCUUGUAACCCUUCUUCAGCUGGCUAAAUAUUCGCUCCCUUGCAAUUCCCAUGAUGCUUGAUCCUAUGCUGCUAUUAAGCUUUUCCCUUGGGGGACCAAUUUUCACCUGAAUCGUGGGAGAAUUUUCUCUCCCUGAACCCCCCCCCCCCCACUGCGCUUAUGCUGCUCAGCUGCCUGGGAAACCAGUGAGAAUGGUGAAAAGGGGGUUCAACUGAAGAAAAAAGUUGAUCUUUAUCUGUAGCUCUCCCCCUUCCUGCUGCUCUGCUGAUCAGUAGGAGAGUACAUUGCAGACCAUGUAAGAUUAUGCAGUGGGUCAGAAGCAAUCCAGGGAAUGCAGAUUGCCCACUUCUGGACAAGACAUAGGAAAAAAAUGCAUGUUUCUUAGAGAUUAUGCGUAUUGACCAAAGAAUGUGGUCAAGAAUAUAAAAAAAAUUCAGUCACAUUUCCCAAAGCCUAUUGGGAGAAUAUGUAUAUAUUUACCAGUGUUGAAGAAAUGAUUCUUCAACAUCAGCUUCAUUGGACUGGCCAUGUUGUUUGAGCAACUACUCUAUUCCAAACUUAAAAAUGGAAAGCGUAAUGUGGUGGUCAACAAAAGAAGUUUAAAGACUCUCUCAAGGCAAAUCUUUAAAAAUGUAAUAUAAACACCAACAAUUGGGAAACACUGGCCUGCGAGCGCUCCAGUUGGAGAACAGCCUUUACCAAAGGUGUCAUGGACUUUGAAGAUGCUUGAACUGAGGACGAAAGGGAGAAACGUGCUAAGAGGAAGGCAUGCUUGGCAAACCCUCACCAUGAUCAACUCCCGCCCGGAAACCUAUGUCCCCACUGUGGAGGGACGUGUGGAUCCAGAAUUGGCCUCCACAGUCACUUACGGACUCACUGUUAAUACCGUGUUCAUGGAAGACAAUCUUACUCGGCUACGAGUGAUUGCCAAAGAAGAAGAAGACCAGGAAUUGUGCACAUGUCCCUAUUCAUGGAAAGAUUAUGGACACAUUCUCCAUGACACUUGGUGAAUGUGCUUAAUGGCUGGUUGUUAUGCACAUUACCCAUACAACUUGCAUUCCCCUUAACAUACUGGUAUAUAAGCAAAUGGGAUGACAGUAUAGGAAGAUUUCUGUGGCUGUGAAAUGGUAAACUGGAACAAACCCUCUUACUUUUCUUUUUCCAGGUGUCAGCAGAGUUAUUUGUGGGAACCCCAUCAAAGCUCUUCAUGCACGGAGACAGAAACUAGGUGUAGGUUUUCUUUCAUAUGUAAUUUCUUUUUUCUUUUUCUUUUCGUUUUUCUUGGCAAGCCAGCAUGUCAUUAAUUCUAGGGAGAUAAAAGCUUAAGAGUUCUAUAGAAUUCCAUAGAUUUCUACUGUGAGGAAGACCAUUCUGAGAAGAAACAAACUCUGAAAAAAGUUAAUUGCAUGUCUGUACAGCUCAAGCUGCAAGGCGGUGUAGGGCCUUCCAUUGUGGGGUGGGAUGCCAGCACAUGAGAACAUAGAGAAGUGACAGACAUCUAUCUAAACUAUCACUAUCACUAUAAACUAUCACAGCAGUAGCCUGGUGGUGUAGCAUGCACUGGCCGCAAUAAGAGGAAUUCUUUACCUCAGAAAAUGGUUGCGAGAGGAAAAUUAACUUGUAAAAAACAAACAAACAAUCUGUGGUCCUGGAGAAAUGAGAAGUUUUCAGUCAAAUAUAUAGUGAACAGCAGAUGUAUUCUGACAUUAUUUCACCUAUGUUAUAGCCUACAGUAAUGAACCUGUUUCAGCCACCAAGUCAGCCAGCAGUAUAUCCCUUUGACAUUGAAGAAACUGAUUAUGUAAAUACGGAUGACAUCUACGCUGAGCUGAAACUCCUGAAAGAGCAUCACCUCCAGUAAGAGUUCAAAUUUAGUCUUAUUAAGGCAGUUUGUCAAGUGAGCUACUCUCCAGAUAGAGCAACCAGUGAGCACUGUACGGAAUGAACACUCAACUAUAAGCUGACUUGCUUCUGUCCAAGCCAUGACCUAGGCGCAGGAUACCUUAAGGAUCACCUCCUCCUAUGCAAGCCUGAGUGCUGCCUAAGAUCUGAUGGAGAGCCCCUUCUCUAUGUCUCUGUUGUAGCGGAGGUACUGUUGUUGGGGAUAAGAGAGAGGGAAUUCUAAGGGGUUGUACCUAAACAGUGGAAUACUUUGUCCCAUGAGGCUCAGUUGGCCCCUUCGCAUGGUAUUUUGCCUUGGCCAAAACUUUACUGUAUUUGAUUUUUAUCGACUUUUUUUUUACCAGCUUUUUCUGUUCUAUCUUUUGCACCUGUCUGUUUUUAAUUGUGUGGGUGUGUUUUUUUUAAUAGUAUUGGAUUUUAUAGCAGUAUUAAUUGUUACUAUCUACACUCAGUGAUGUAUAAGCACUAGAAGGGCAGAAUAUAAAUAUUUAAAUAUGUAUUUUGGAUUAAAAUUAUUAAAUAAACAUUGCAAAAUGCCAAAUGGAAUAAAGAAGUUGGUAAUAUCAACCCUUAGCUUCUUUUCAGAAAACCUGUCUUGCUCCAAGGUGCUCCAUGCUUCAUCUCUUAGACCAUUCUAAACACACACAAAUCUUAAGGCAUGUGAACUAUGGAAACUUUUGUGACCCAGCACAUUUACCCCAUUUUUAAGGAUCCUUGCUCACUAGAUUAUCCUAUUCUCUAAAUUAGCAUAUGAAAGUUUAGUUCUCUGCCUGUUUCUUCUCACUGAGAUAAGAUAAGCACUUAAGCCACCUUGUGGCAGUUCUGAGGAAUUGCCCUUCACGCUUAAAUUCUGAUGUAAUCUGUUCCCAGAACUGAUUUGUCACCUGUUAAGUCAAUAUGUUCUUCCCACGGAUGAGGUAGUCUCUUUUUACAGAUUGGAAAACAAAGGUUGUACUAACAGAGAUUCCCUGCAGACUAUGUUGUACAUCGGGAAUAGGGAACCUAUCGCCCUCCAAAUGUUGGGGUACAACUGCCAUCAGCCCCAGCCAGAAUGGCCAAUAGUUGGCACGAUGAGCAUUAUAGUGCAGCAAACAUCUAGAGGGCACCAAGUAACCAUUCCCUGCUGUACAUCUUUGGCUCACAUCGUUGCCAUCAGUCAACCUUGCUGCUCACCUUGGAAAAUUGUCGUGCCAGCAUGAUUGCUGUAUGUCUGGAAGGAAUGGUGUAGGCAAGGCUUUUCCUCCAUCUCAUCAAUCUUUCUUUCAGGGUUUUUGUCCUAUGUUUCAAAUUUAGCAUUAAAGUGCAAUGGGGAGUUCCUGUUUCUAUCUGUGUGAUGGGACACACACCUACACCCACACCCAUUUUUUAAAAAUUGUGUUAAUUUAUUCACAAAAAAUUUAAAUUGCUUUACAACUGCUGCUUCAAAAGCAGUUAACCAAACAAUGAAAUAAAGCCUCUUGAAACCAUCCUAUGAAAAUUCAUACCAAAGCUAAAAAUAAAAACACAUAAAAUGGGGCUAAUUUUCAAAAGCACAGAAUAGUCUCCAUCCAUUUCUGUAAUGCCAUGAGAGGGAGCCAAAUGAACAGCUCCCAGAAGCGAGUUCCAAAGCUUUCAGAAGAGUUUUGGUGGAAGCUUUCUCUUUGUGGCAUUUCUUCCAAAAAGAGACUUGCCAAAGCUCAAAUCUGAACAUCUAAAAGUGUUGCGAGAAUACAGUGCCAGGGUUAAAGCUUUUCUCCGAAGGAGUAUUGUAACAUGGAGUAUUUUACUCUUACUUAGAUAGGGUCAUUAUAUAUCUUAAAUCUAUAGAUUCUGGUGUAUAGUGCAUUAUGUUUUUUAAUGUGUUGGAACUUGUGGUUCGGAUAGGGCAGGAAGAAAAUCAAACUUACUAGCAUCAAAUUUCUGGCAGGCACCUACAAGCUCUCCAAAGGGCAAAUUCUCCCCAGGAGCUAAAAACAACACUAACAUUAAGUGAGGAGGAGGAACACUACAGCUUGAGUGACAGCUGUGAUGAAGAUUUGAAAGAAGCCACUCAGGAGGAGAUCAUGGAAAUCACAUCAUCAGAUUCUUCUUGCCAAUCCCGUCUUUCUCAGUCAUCAUCAGGUACAUUAUCCAAAUGAUAAAUGCACCCGUUGUUACUGACAAGUAACAGCAAUUAUAUGCCUGCCUUAGGUUUUGUAGUUCUAAAGUUCCUGUGAUAUGUAUGUAUCUUUGGCAAAUUUCCAUUUUCUCUGUCAAAAAUAUGUGCAUGGAGUUAUCUUUCCUAUCAUUUUCUUCUGAGAUACACACAUGGGGAUUUUUCUGGCUAACAAAAUAAGAUUGGCUUGAGUAAUUAUUUUAGCAAACUUCCUAUUUGAGAUACCUAUGCUUAAAAGAAUCACAAGACCCGAAGUAUGUGCUCAGAAGAGAAAUAAUGCUAACUUGAAUCAACAUUUUAUUUGCAUUCAGAUUACAAUAUUUUUGUCCCUGCCUUCCGAUUUCAGAAUAUGAAGGCAAGGAAGAAAGAGAGAGACAAAGCAGGUUGUGAUGGCAAGGUUCCAGAGACCAGAAGUUAUAGAGCAUGACAGGGAGGUGCAUGGGAAGAAGCAAUUCUGAUCAUUUAAACUACUGGAAGCCAUAGGAGAUCAAGAUUUCCUUUGAUUUCCCAUGAUUGAAUGCCUGCCUACUUUCCAACUUUCCACAGUAACUAUUGGGUUUUGUAACAAACACCAAGAUUCUUUAGAAGCUGUACCAAGUAGAACGUAUAGUGUGGAACAGUGAGCUUUUCCCAUUCAAUCUUUGUAACUUGAAUGAUGGGAGAGUUCAACUCAUACUGACGUUCUAUGUACACUGCAUAGGGAGUGAGUGCCAUUCAAUUUAGUGGGACUUAUUUCUGUGUAAACGUGCACUGAAUUAUACUAUCAGUCCUUUAAUAUUUUGAAACCUCUCAUAGCUAAAUAGAUGGAAAUUCAGGCCAUUCUAAUAAGAACAAGAGUUCCUGGUCUAAACCCACCUCAGUUCAUGAAAGCCUCUUAACUACAGUUGUUGUUGUUGGCAUCUGUCUUUUUCAGGAGACAAUGGAGGAGUGCACCUUUGGGGGUGAAGUCAAACUCAAACUGUUGGAAGGUUACAGCCACCUGUGUUUGCUGAUUUACGCUCUCAGGUGGAUGGGAGUGAAGUUACAUGCUCUGCUUUUAAAUUGCUGUGCUUUCCCUUUGCAUUUCAGAUUCAUUGCACAUCCAGGAAAAUUCAUUGCCCACCAUUAUAAAGCGCUCUAUUGUACCCUCUCCUCCAAAAAGUCCCUCGCCUGCAUUCAUACAGCGAGUGAGAACUGAGUUUGUUGGAGCUAGACGCCUGAAAGUGCACAGUUCAGAAAAGGCAGUUCUACCAAAGCCACAGCCUUCAUCAACUCAGAACAGUGAUACAGUGCAGAAUGUGUUUGAGAAGACUACUGUUCAGAGUCUCAGCAGAAAACCUGAUUUCUCCUUAUCUGAUACAUCUAUCUUAAGUCAGAGGCAUAGGACUUUUGGCCCCGACAGCAAGCAGACCAAGAGACCUGUUUCAGGACCAGCAACAAUUGGACCAACAAACAUCAGGUUGGGAUACCUAGGUAGCUUUUUCACUAGGAUUGCUAAACCAAAUGGAACAAAUCCACAUGGGAUAAAGACUGCUUCAUAACAUCCAGGAUGGAGUGAACUGUGCUUUAAAGUUUAACCCAUUGGCUUUGGUUUUAAGCAUACCUAACUCUCUCUCUCAAGAGUGUGAUUGCAGGCUUUUGAUCUUAUACUUACUGCUUGGUUUUCUGUUUUGGGUGGUGGUAUCCUUCUCAAAAAUGAGUUCCAAGAAGCUUCAUUGACAACUUGCAUCUAAGAUUAGCUUCAGCUGUUCAGCACCUGUCUACUGCACAUCUCCCUUUCAUAGAUUAACAAUGGAUCUAUCUAUCUAUCUACCCUGCUUUUCAGAAAAAAUUGUCUCAACAGGUCAGCACAAGGAGGACCAUCUGGGAGGUUUGGAGGUUCCUCUAUAUACUCUUCCUCUUGCAGAUGCAUCAGCCUAUACAGUGGUACCUCAGGUUACAUACGCUUCAGGUUACAUACACUUCAGGUUACAGACUCCGCUAACCCAGAAAUAGUGCUUCAGGUUAAGAACUUUGCUUCAGGAUGAGAACAGAAAUCGGGCUCCGGUGGUGCGGCGGCAGCAGGAGGCCCCAUUAGCUAAAGUGGUGCUUCAGGUUAAGAACAGUUUCAGGUUAAGAACAGACCUCUGGAACGAAUUAAGUACUUAACCCGAGGUACCACUGUAGUGCAAGCUAAGUUGCACCUGACACUUGCAACAUAUUCUCUAUUAUUAUUAUUAUUAUUAUUAUAACAUUUAUCCAUAAUUUAUACAUAAAAUGUCUCAAAGCAACUUACAGUUGGAAAUAAACAUACAAAGGCAAGUAUUUAAAACAACAUCAAAAGAAUAAAACAACAUUAUUUACCCAAAGUGCUCAUCCUGCAGUAUUAGAUAAAGGAUGAAUCCUACACCACCCAGCUAAAAGACAAACACCAAAAACAGCUAGGUGCCAUAUGAGCCCAGUUAAGAACCAAAUGCUAGGGUAAACAAUAAUGCCUUUGGCUGGCACCUAAAAGUUGAUAAUGAUGGCAUCAGGCAUAUCUCCCUAGGGAGAAAAUUGCACAACCAUCACUGAAAAGACCUGUUCUCACGUUGCCACAUUCCACACAUUCACAGACUCUGGAUAGGCUCAUAUGAGGAGAGGCAGUCUCUAAGGUACUGAGGUCUGAGUUACAUCAGUCUUUGUAGAUGAAACCCAGCUCUUCAAACUGAGGCUAAAAACUAAUGGGCGGCCAAUGAUUUUGGGCAGGAUCAGUGUUAUAUGCCUUCCAGUUGACAACCUGGCUUCUGAAUUCUACACUAGCUGCAGUUUGCAAAUUAUCUUCAAAGGUAGCUGCAUGUAUGAUAAAACACAUUGCAGUAAUCUAGCCUAAAGGUUAUCAUAUCAUAGACAACAGAAGCAAGGCUAUCUCAGUCCAGAGAGGGCUGCAGCUGGGCCACCAGUCAAAGCUGAUGAAAGGCACUCUGUGCCACCAAGGCCACUUGUGCUUCCAAUGAUAGUAAUGGGUCCACAGGUACCCCCAAGCUACAUGCUAUAUACUGUAUCUCUGUAACUGAGUGGUGUGUUGUUCUCCAUGCUAAUGAGGUGGGACAUAGGGGGUACAGAAAAGGUUUUAUCCCUCUUUGUUGCAUCCAGCGCAGAAGGUUUAAGUGACUAUGCAAUUCUAGCUUAGUCUCUGAAACGUAUUUGUGCCAACUCACUGUACUCUGGUGUUUCUUGUUUUCAGAGCCUCUGUAGAUAGAAAGCUCCUCAAGAUGAUCAACUCUCAUCAACCUGCUGUUCGCUCAUGCACAAAAAUGCCAGAGGGACUUGCAGUUCUGAACGUGGUCCGCCCUCUGACUGCCAAGGCUGCCCUGCAGAGCUUGCCGAGCAAGCCAAAUAUCUCAAUGACGGCUCAAAGCAAGACUCCCAAAUUGUAGGAAAUGCCCUCAGCAGCUGUGUGUAUGUUGUUGCCAAGUCACAGACGCUUUCAGCUGCUUUCUGUGUUUCCCAUCUUCCUAUGAGCAACACAGGCUGGCUUCUCUGACUCAUCACGAUCUCUGAACACAGCAGUGCCCUAGGUAAGCAAAGCAGUUUAAAUAAACAAUUUGAUUGACCUCAAACAAAACUGCUGCUGCGAAUGGAGACUCUGCAACUCCCCCAUCAACCAUUUUGGCAGCUUCUGCAAAAGGAGGAAUGAAAGCUUGUGCCGCCAUAGCCCUUUCAAGUGACUGUAUGCCUGAUGUUUACAGCAGCUGCGUGCCUGGCCUCAUGGCCAGGGUGGCCCCUUUGACUCAUCCAGUGGGAGGAAGGUACAGACCAUCCUUCAGCGUUCCCUCAGGUAUCCAGCUGCAGCUACUUCCAUGUGUCCAACUGCUGUCAAAGGGAUGCAGUCCCUCUUGUGAAAUCAUACAACAGACUGGGAAAGCUGUGUAGAUGGAAUUGAGUGUGCUUUGAGCAGGACUCUCUCUUUCAGAGCUUGAUUCAGGCACGAACUUGGAUUCCACGUUGAUGUAGAAACACUCCAUCUUGCUUGAAAUCAUUCUUCUCUAUUCUUUUUAGCAGGGAAAAACUCAGUAGUUCAGAAGGAGUUUGGGAGAGGGGGAUUGAGCACAUCACUGGUUUUUUGUACUUGGAAGGAACUCCUGAUGCUCAUCCAGAAUGCUGUCAUACAGAUAUACCUGAAUUGGGUGGGUUGUGUUUUCUCCAAGCCAGAUGUCCAUUGUAAAUAUAUUUGCAGUGGACAAGGUUGAUUCCCAACAAUCUCUCCUUUACCUCAUCUUUUUCAUGCGUUUUUACCACAAAUGUAUUUGCAAUCAAAUGUUCUGUAACUUUUUUUUACUAGAUCAGUUUUAAAGGAAUACAGGAAUAUGUGUGUGCGUGCAUGUGCUUGUCUGCGUGUGCAGACACACAGAUGCACACACACACACACACACACACACAUAUUCAACCACUGCAGGGAGCUUACUCUACUUUUAAUAACAUUUAUUCUGCUUUAGAAUACAAUAUGAAAUGCUAUGAACUGGUAUAAUCUGAUCUGGUUUGCAUAACAAUGUAAACAAUUCCACCAGGCCCCAGGUAUGACAUCUUAUGGAUAAAGUCAACACGUGAGCAGGCAUUCACAGAUGUUGCGAGCAGCAGUGGUUGUGAGCAUGUCAGCAGAAGAAAGCAGGCUGCCACAAUCAUGGGAGUUGCUGCUGUCUGCAUAUGUGAUAGUCAAGUUCACACUGUAUAUUUAUCCACACGAAUCCCAAGGACAGUUGGGACUGCUUGCAAGUGGAACAAAAGCUAUGUAUGAACUGGCACUCAAGACAGGUAUAUUUCAACAAUUAUUGUGAAUAUUUUGAAACUAAGUACUGUAAUUGUUUAAAUUAUUUUCUGGAAGACUAUUUAUAAUACAUGAAUUAUGCAGCA
This is a messenger RNA of Podarcis lilfordi (Lilford's wall lizard), 41178 nucleotides long. The record is from the annotation of a GenBank genome assembly. Lineage: Eukaryota; Metazoa; Chordata; Lepidosauria; Squamata; Lacertidae.